Messenger RNA from Venustampulla echinocandica, 1770 nucleotides. RefSeq lists its product as uncharacterized. Gene Ontology annotation, cellular component: mitochondrial small ribosomal subunit. The coding region runs from base 1 to 1770 and encodes 589 amino acids. The transcript has 4 exons. Lineage: Eukaryota; Fungi; Ascomycota; Leotiomycetes; Helotiales; Pleuroascaceae. The record is from RefSeq and is a predicted model, not a curated record. Gene Ontology annotation, biological process: mitochondrial translation. Gene Ontology annotation, molecular function: structural constituent of ribosome.
AUGCCUCUUAUGCACUCGCCCGAGCCGCCAAUGCAAGAACCCAGCUCACCCUCACCUGUUCCAGCAAUAUCCCCUCAAAUUCGGAUUAAAAACCGGAGAAUUCUAUACCUUGAGAGAAAUCCCUCGUAUUUUACACAACCCGACCUCGAACUCCUAGACCCCCUUCUCUACGACCGCUGCGUGCGACGUUUCCAGACACCUACUGAACGCGAAGCAGAUGGGCGUGCAAAAGGAUAUUCCGGCGUCUUAGAAGCGGAUUUGUACCGCUCGGAAGCUAAGCUUGCAGCGGUUCACAAAAGUCUGGCCCAAGCUUCAUCUCCGUCUACAUCAAGCUCUCAAGAUUUACAAGAACCAUGGUCAUCGUCCUCAGAGCCUCAUUUACCAUUUGUGGGCCAUGCCGGAGGUAAGGAUGGAGAAGAACUUCCAGAAGAGGAAGUCGACAGUCCGAGGACCAAGGAAGAGGGUUUCGAGAGGUGGAAGUUUGAGAUGACGAUUAGGUUUUUAAAGGGCGAGGAUCCGGAUUUUGACUAUAGAGCUAUUGAUGAGACAGAGGAGUGGGAUGUAAUUGAGAGGAAAGAGGAGGAAGAGAGAUGGUUUGAAGACGAGGAACCGAGCUGGGUUGAAGGGGAGGGGACAGGUAAACGCUUCAUUGCGACACCUGUCGCAAAACUUCGAUUGGCAUUCGAAAUGCCACCCCCAUUACGAUGUCCAUCGGCAUUUCCUUCAGCCUCGUCCUGCGCGAGACAUCUAUGUAAGAAGCAGCAGUCCUCGCGCCAUUUCUCCUCCACUCCUCGACAUCAACAAAGGACGACGCGGGCGCGACGAGGGCUAUUUAGGUGGCUAGGAACACAAGGAGAGGCCCUUCGCAACCCAUUGCCAGGGUCUACGAAUUACCUCGGUGCCUACAAUGCACAAGGGGAGCUGAGAAGAGUCCUUGACGCCGCUAGGGGCCAGAAGAAUGUAGAUGAAGGAGCAAAUUCCGUAGCAUCUACAAGCCCAAAGACGGACAAUCCGAGUCUCCCACCAGAGUCUCUAAGGGAUAGAGUCCCGUUCCCGUUGAAUCGCAAUUUCGUCAGUCAGCCUGUUCUGAGUGAGGAGCUCCGCGAAGAGAUAUGGCGGUCUAUCAUGAGGCAAGGGAAGUCUGUUAGAGAAGUCAGCGUUGAAAUGAGAGUUGAAAUGAGCCGUGUGGGAGCGGUGGUCCGAUUGAAGGAGGUUGAGAAGCAGUGGAAAAGUAUAGGAAAACCAUUGGCAAAGAAAUAUUCCCAUGCAGUCAUGUCCAUGCUUCCUCAGACACCGUAUGAUCCAGGCAACGUAGAGCAUGAAUCGAUUAAUGAUCUGCCAGUCCACGCUUCAACAGGACAGCAAAUAUUCCACCCCACUUCUGAAUCUAGGCAAUUCACACGUGCGGAUGCUGCUAAGGUAUUCAACGAACGACUUCUCCCCGCCGAUGACCGCAUUCCACAUCCAGAGUUGGUCUUGCAACAUCGGGAUCUUUUAGAGGGGUUAACAGAUGCCGAACGCGAAGAGAAAGCUCGAGCACGAGAGGAGGCUACUGAGUGGAAGAGGAAAAGGGAAGCUGAUAUCAAGGCGAAGAAAGAGGCUGCAGUGAAGAAAGUUGAUACUGGUAGGUGGGAGUUCAGGUUCACUGAUGUUAAUGUUGAUGACGCUGGAAAGGAUGGGAGAGGGCCUAACGGCGUUGGUUGGCGGUAUGGCGCUCCACAUUAUGAUCGUGCUCGAGGGCAGGUCAAGAUACCACAAAGUGUGGAAUGA